AGUUGGGACUGGGAAGACCAACCUUCAGUGUCUGAGACUGUGCCUAUCUCUCUCGCCAUUAACAGACCUUAGAAAAACCAGAAAUUUCAUAUAUCUGGUCAUGAAGACGAGGGUUGAGAGUGUAUUCUGAUGAUAAAUUCAAUGGGUUUUCUUCUCUUUACACGUGGUAAGUGAUUUUGAAUUCUUUUAGUCUUCUAAAUGAUUUCAUAGUUCGUUCUGGAAUUAGGGGUUUUCCAAUUUGGGAGAAAAUGGAACCACCACCACCAAUAAAUGAAUCAAAACUGAUUCAAAACAUAAUCACCGUUCUAACUUCAUCUCCUCAAACUGAACCCCAACAACUUAAACUCAUGAAUCAAUACAUACCAAACUUAAAACCAUCAUUAAUCCAAUCAGUACUCUCAUCACCACCCCUUUCAACAAAACCCAAUACCCUUCUCACAUUCUUCAAAUGGUGUCAAUCUCAUCUCCCAGAUUUCCCACAACCCAUAAACACUCUUCCUUGUUUACUCACCAUAAUUCCUCCACUCAUUCGUUUCAAGAAAUUCUCAGAUGUUAAAUCAUUACUUGUUUCUUUCAUAUCUAAAGACCGUAACCUCCUUCUUGAUUCUCUUCUUAAUGCAAAGAGUGCUUAUCCUCCUCCCUCUAAAGAGUUAUUAGAUACUGCCAUUGGAGCUUAUGUUCAGCAGAAAAGGUCUGACCUUGCUCUUCAGGUAUUCAACAAGCUUAGGCGAAUGGGUUAUAGGCCGAACCUUCUCACUUGCAACACAUUGUUGCAUGCUUAUGCAAGUAAGAAAUCAACUUAUUCUUUAUCUGUUUGUGAAUAUGUUUUUAAGGAUUCAAUUAGACUUGGGGUUAUGCCGAAUGUCAAUACUUUUAACAUUUUGAUUAAAGGAUAUUGCUUGAACAUGAAACUAAAGGAGGCUGUAGAGAUGAAAAAUAGGAUGCAUGAUGAGUUUGGAUGUUGUCCUGAUAAUGUGACUUAUAAUACCAUAUUCAGUGUGUAUUGUGCAAAGGGUUUGAUAAGUGAGGCUAGGGAUUUGCUUGUUGACAUGAAAAGUAAAGGAUUGGAGCCAAAUAGAAGGACGUUUAAUAUUUUUGUAAGUGGUUUUUGUGGGGUUGGAUGGUUAGAGAAAGCAGCAGAGACUGUUGAAUUGAUGAUAGGGAGUAAUUAUCAGCCUGAUGAUUUUACGUUUAAUACGUUGAUAAGUGGGUAUUGUAAGGAGGGUAGGAUUGGCGAGGCGUUUAAGCUUCUUGAAUUGAUGAAGAGUGUGAAAUUGUUACCUGAUGCGGUUACUUAUAAUGCAUUAAUAAAUGGUUGUCUUAAGUGGAGGACGAGUAUGGAAGCAAUCAAAUUGUUUGAAGAAAUGUGCAAAAAGAAUGUGAAGCCAACUGUUGUUACACAUAAUAUUAUUAUCAAGGGGUUUUGUGAAGAGGAGAAAUUGAAGGAAGCGAGGGAGUGGGUUGAGAAGAUGGAAGAAAGUGGGGUUGGCCCAGAUUGUAUUACUUAUAACACUUUGGUUAAUGGAUACAGCAAAGCGGGGAACAUGAUGGAAGCUUAUAAGACAAUAGAUGAGAUGCUUAGGAAAGGGUUAAGGACAGAUGUUGUGGCUCUCAACACUUUCCUCCACACACUAUGUAAUAAAGGAAAACUGAAUGAGGCAUAUGAGUUGCUUUGUACCGCCCCAAAGAAGGGUUAUGAUCUUGAUGAGGUUAGCUAUGGUACACUGAUCAUGGGCUACUUUAAGGAAGAAAAUGUGGAUGGGGCGUUGAAGCUUUGGGAUGAAAUGAAGAAGAAGAAGAUCCUUCCAAGUGUCGUUACCUACAAUUCAGUUAUUGGUGGGCUUUGCAAGAUGGGCAAGAUUAAACAGGCCAUGGACAAGUUAAAUGAACUGUCAGGUAGUGGGUUGAUUCCUGAUGCAAUUACAUACAACACAUUGAUUCAUGGAUUCUGCAGAGAAAGAGAUGUGGAGAAAGCAUUUCAGUUCUACAACCAAAUGGUUGCUAAGUCGCUUAAGCCUGAUGUUAUUACGUGUAACAUUCUUCUUCAUGCACUCUGCAAAGAGGAGAUACUAGAUAGGGCUGUUAAACUCUUCCGCACAUGGGUCUCGAGAGAAAAAGCUGUUGAUGCCACCACCUAUAAUACACUGAUUAUGGGGCUUUGCAGAGGAGGGGAAAUUGAAGAUGCGUUGGAUUUACUUCUGGAAAUGAAAGAAAAGAAACAAGUACCUGACCAUUGUACAUGCUAUAGUAUCGUAUCUACUCUUGUACAGUUAGGCCGAACUGACGAAGCCCUGAAUAUUAUAUCCGAGAUGAAGGAAGCUGGAAAAAUACCUAAUGAAUCUUCUUUCACUGCAACGCAGAAACUCAUUUCCCAAGGACAGCAGCAAGAUAAGUCUGAAGAAGAGGUAGCUUGUUACUCUGAAGAUCAGGAGUCUACCAGUGAUAUAACAUACACAAAACAGAUUGAUGAGCUAUGUACAGAAGGGAAGUUUAAAGAAGCUAACUGUGUUUUGGAAAAAAUGAAGCAACAAGGUGCUGCAGUAAGUAAAUCCACCUAUAUUACCUUAAUGAAAGGAUUGGUUACGAGGAGAAAAAGGACGUCAAAUGUAGCACGGUAGAUGCCAAGUUACUGAUGAGUCGCCUCCAGAUUCUCAAAUUGGGUCCCCCAUCACCUUGUAGCGUCGGCACAAAAUUAUUAAAGAGAGUUCAGGUUGACUUGGUGACAUCUAAGUUUGACGGGAAUGAGUCGACAUGGAAUAUUACUUUGGUCACAUUGAAAAAUUAGUAGGUACACUUGGUGGAGUGCAUUGACAGAUCCAGCAGUGUAGAGAACAUCCAAUGUCAGCUAACAUCUAAAAGUGCCGCCUGCGUCUGUGUUGCCAGUCGACCAGUUAUGUACGGCAUCUAGGCAUGCGUGGUUGUUGAACAUGAUUAAACAACAUGGUCAAAGUGACUCAAUGUGCCAGUUUAACUAUUCAGGUUCCUGUCAUGGAGCAAAAGGAAGACAUAUUAAUGGAUGGAGGAAUGACUGCUGACUAUGAAGUGGAGGGAUUGGAGUGUCUAGCUAGCUACGGAGGCAGUCCGUUGGGCCUUGUCUAUGGGCUAUGACAAGAUCAUCUUCAAAUCUGAUAGUGAACUUUUUAGUGUUCAUUGUAUCAAGUAUCAACCAGGGAUUAUCCUUGAUAUUAAACAUCUUAUAAGUAAUUUAAACUAUUGGUCAUGUAAGUUUGUUAAAUGAGACAGGAAUGGAGUUGCUGAAUCAUUAGCUAAGUAUUUUAACUAUUGGUGAAGCUAUCA
Molecule: messenger RNA, 3297 nt
Organism: Papaver somniferum (opium poppy)
Lineage: Eukaryota; Viridiplantae; Streptophyta; Magnoliopsida; Ranunculales; Papaveraceae
Product: pentatricopeptide repeat-containing protein At2g16880-like
Exons: 4
Coding region: 249-2618 (789 amino acids)
Molecular function (GO): protein binding
Source: RefSeq, a predicted model, not a curated record